AUGGAAGUGCGCGAGGGGUUUUACUGCCGGAAGAGAGACGCAACCAAAAGACGCAACCAAGAGACACGCAACCAAGAGAUACGCAACCAAGAGACACGCAACCAGAGACACGCAACAAAUAGACACGCAACAAAGAACACGCAACCAAGAAACACGCAACCAAGAGACACGCAACCAAAGGAGAGACAACCAAGAGACACGCAACCAAGAGACACGCAACAGAGACACGUAAACCCAAAGAGACGCAACCAAGAGACACGCAACCAAGAGACACGCAACAAAGAGACACGCAACAAAGAGACACGCAACCAAGAAACACGCAACCAAGAGACACGCAACCAAGAGAGACGCAACCAAGAGACACGCAACCAAGAGGACACGCAACCAAGAGAGACGCAACCAAGAGAGACGCAACCAAGAGACACGCAACCAAGAAGACGCAACCAAGACAGACGCAACCAAGACAGACGCAACCAAGACAGACGCAACCAAGGACACGCAACCAAGACAGAGCAACCAAGACACACGCAACCAAGACAGACGCAACCAAGAGAGACGCAACCAAGAGACACCAACCAAGACAAGCAACCAAGAGACAACGCAACCAGAACACGCAACCAAGACAGACGCAACCAAGGAGACACGCAAGCAAUAGACAGCAACCAAGAGACACGCAACCAAGAGAGACGCAACCAAACAGAGCAACCAAAGACACAUGCCAACCAAAAACGCCAACCAAAGACACGCAACCAAGAAGACGCAACCAAGACACGCAACCAAGAGACACGCAACCAAGAAAACACGCAACCAAGAGACGAAACCCAAAGGGAACACCAACCAAGAGAGACGCAACCAGAGAGACUCAACAAGAGAGACGAAACCCAAGAGACACGCAACCAAGAGACACGCAACCAAAGACACGCAACCAAGAGCCCACGCAACCCAGAAAAACACGCAACCAAGAGAGACGCAAACCAAGAGACACGCAACAAGGAGAAAAGCAACCAAAAAAUACUCAACCAAAGACAGGUACACGCAACCAAUAACACAACCAAGACACACGAAACCCAAAGAGACACGCAACCAAGAGAACACCAACCAAAACACUCAACCAAUAUACGUCAACCAAAGACACAUAGCUCAACCAAAUAUGCCAACCAAAUACGCUCAAACCAAGAUACAUCAACCAAGAAACCAACCAAUAACACCAACCAAGAGACGCAACCAAGAAACACGCAACCAAAGGGAGACACGAAAACCAAGAGCCCAAACCCAAGGAGAGCAACCAAGAGGACGCAACCAAGAGACACGCAACCAAGAGACACGCAACCAAGAGACACGCAACCAAGAGACACGCAAGAAACACUGAAACAAGAGACACGAACCAAAGAGACACGAACAAGAGAGACAAACAAAGAGACGCAACCAAGAAAACCAACCAAGAGACAAGAAACAGAAUGA
Molecule: messenger RNA, 1461 nt
Organism: Pecten maximus
Lineage: Eukaryota; Metazoa; Mollusca; Bivalvia; Pectinida; Pectinidae
Product: trichohyalin-like
Exons: 3
Coding region: 1-1461 (486 amino acids)
Source: RefSeq, a predicted model, not a curated record